CCUGCGAGUAAUUUUUGUUUUUACCGCUGCCUUCUGCCAGGCCACGUUACCAUGAGCUUGCCCCUGAACCCCAAGCCCUUCCUGAAUGGGCUGAUGGGGAAGCCAGUGAUGGUGAAGCUGAAGUGGGGGAUGGAGUACAAGGGCUACCUGGUGUCUGUCGAUGGCUACAUGAACAUGCAGCUUGCAAACACAGAAGAAUACAUAGAUGGUGCAUUGUCAAGACACCUUGGUGAAGUUUUGAUCCUGUACAUCAGAGGAGUAGAAGAAGAUGGAGAAAUGAGAGAAUAA
Messenger RNA from Emys orbicularis (European pond turtle), 288 nucleotides. RefSeq names its product small nuclear ribonucleoprotein F-like. The transcript has a single exon. Lineage: Eukaryota; Metazoa; Chordata; Testudines; Emydidae. The record is from RefSeq and is a predicted model, not a curated record. Gene Ontology annotation, biological process: mRNA splicing, via spliceosome; spliceosomal snRNP assembly. Gene Ontology annotation, cellular component: catalytic step 2 spliceosome; U1 snRNP; pICln-Sm protein complex. Gene Ontology annotation, molecular function: RNA binding. Bases 52 to 288 code for a protein of 78 amino acids.